Messenger RNA from Colletotrichum siamense, 678 nucleotides. RefSeq lists its product as uncharacterized. Bases 1 to 678 code for a protein of 225 amino acids. Lineage: Eukaryota; Fungi; Ascomycota; Sordariomycetes; Glomerellales; Glomerellaceae. The record is from RefSeq and is a predicted model, not a curated record. The transcript has a single exon.
AUGGAUGCCGCUGCUCACCGGGACGGCCCAAAAGUCAACUGCUUCAAACCCAUCUCCGUGUGGUACCAGAAUCCUGUCUUGUGCGAAUUCACGAACGCACAUAUGACCAAUCCGUGGACGGUGCCCCUCCCUACGGACAUGGAAACGAAUGUUCGGUUCGUCAUCCCGAACUUCAACGGCGACAUUAGCAAGACUGCCUCUGUACGCACUCUGGUCACAGGAUACGCCGGCCUCAAGUUGCAUCUCUGUUUCGAGAAGGAUCAGUGUGGCCUGCAGCCGUUCGACGUAGUCCGGCUGGCUCUCAACGGGUCAGAACUUACUGUCAUCAACGCCACUGCGAUCAAUCUGCUCAAGUAUUGCUUCGCCACCGUAUUGCGGUGGUUCGGGCGAAUUUGCGCGGAAGGCAAGCCCCUCCCUGGUCCUGGCAUUUCAAAGCUUCGAUUGGAGAGGAUUGAGGAAGGCACAUUCUACAGGCUGGAUCUCGAGAAAGAGCUAUGGGAGGCCGUGAGGGACUUUGGGGUUCAGCGCGGACGGGCAGCCCAGAGAUAUAAUCAGCGUCGCGCCGCGCUGUCAGAGGCAGCAGCACCCGCUGAAAACCGAACCCAUGGAAGGACGAACGGUUUGAAAGUCUGGCCGGAAUAUCCAAAGAACUUUCAGCCGAAUCGAUUGAAUUAUUAG